Talaromyces proteolyticus is the source of this 1521-nucleotide messenger RNA. RefSeq lists its product as uncharacterized. The coding region runs from base 1 to 1521 and encodes 506 amino acids. The record is from RefSeq and is a predicted model, not a curated record. The transcript is spliced from 4 exons. Lineage: Eukaryota; Fungi; Ascomycota; Eurotiomycetes; Eurotiales; Trichocomaceae. Gene Ontology annotation, molecular function: protein binding.
AUGCCAAAACCAAAAUCACUUCUCAAGGAAGCUGGCGGUGGGAAGAAUAAGCAGAAGAAGAAAGGCCGUCACCAGCCUGACCCUGAAACAGCUGAUGAAUUUCUAGCUGCUGGCGUCGAGCAGGAAGAAGGCGGCGAGAAAUGGCGAGCCGGUGAUGCCGUCAAGGCGAUGCGCUUUUUCAUGCGCGCCAUUGAGAUUUACGACAACGGUCUGAAUAAAUACCCCAAAUCAUUUGAUUUGGCUUACAACAAAGCUCGAGUUCAAUACGAAAUCACCCAACAUCCCAAACUCGCUACCCAACUGCCCGCACCACAGGCGAAGAUACUCCAGAUUGCGCUCCAGUCUCACCGGGAGGCGCUCGUUCUUGAGCAAGAUAAUGCCGAUGUUCUAUUUAAUACGGCGCAGGUCCUCACGAGUCUUGCCGAGAGUUUGACCGAAUCCAAACGUCCCAAAGAAAGUCACCUACAAGAAGCACUCAAGUAUUUGCAGGAGGCAUUGGAGUUGUUUCAAAGAUGUCUAGUACUUCAAGAGCUUCGGUAUACGGAAUCCCAGGAACAAAUUGAAAUGAUGGAAUCGGGUGAAUAUGCAGAUACCGCCGGUAAUACUGGCGGGGAGGACUUGGCCCAAAAUGCACCGGAAGAACAGACAGGAGAUGAAUCGUCAGGCGAGGAAGAGUGGGCCGCAGUGAUUGAGCCAGUGACCAAGAAUACACUGGUCGACACAGCCGUGGCGCAGCUGGAAACCCUGUCCACACUAUGCAGCCUUCUUGCGUUAGAUGGGCACAAUGGCUUAGCUUGGGUCGAGGAGUACUCGUACGAUUUAUUGAAGACAAAAAUCGCGGCCUAUGUUGAAGGGACAGAUAGGGAAGACGAAGUUGCUCUAGCUCGUGCGCAGUUCGUGGCUGCCUUGACGGAAAUACUAUAUAGGAGUGGGAGGAUUGAUGUGGAAACGUAUCAAAGGGAGCUCAGCAACGCAUUUCCACCCGAGCUUGAUUUGUCGGAUGAUCCCGAAGGUCUGUGUAGCAAAGCCGAAGCUCUCACCUCUUUCAACUCUGCGAUUUCCGACAACCCUCCAGUAUCCAGCGAUGAGGAAUUGCAAAGAUCGGUGACCUUGCGCUGGCAAGGACUGACCACGGCACUGGAAGCAUUGACUGCAAGUUCAAAGCUGGCGACAACUGAUAAUGUCUGGAAGGUACAUAUUGCCAGAGGAGACACUGAAAUGUCGCGGUGGAGGCUCGCCGGACCACCCUGGAAUUAUAAGAUGGCACAAGAAUACGCCUCAACACUUCUCAAGAAUGCACAAACGUAUUAUCGCGGGGCUGCUGCACUAGCCCGUCGAGACGGUGCCGCUGGGGAGGAAGAAGCUUUAUGUAAAGAGGCUUUCGCAGCAGCUCUGGCUGGAGAUGGAUCGAAAUUAGCCCAGUUGAAAGCUGCCGGUCCUGAGAAGGUCUUCACUGUUGUUCAAGAUAUGGUUGAGGACGGGUUGGUUGCGCCGACAGAUGCAGAACCAUUAAUUUCGUAA